Molecule: messenger RNA, 2615 nt
Organism: Trichoderma atroviride IMI 206040
Lineage: Eukaryota; Fungi; Ascomycota; Sordariomycetes; Hypocreales; Hypocreaceae
Source: RefSeq, a predicted model, not a curated record
CGCCGCAAAGCUGAGCCCGACUCUGGUACUCUCGAAGCCUGGCGCAACAGGUCACCUAGUCUCUUUUUAAAGAAAGUACUGGAGCCCAACGAACAUGCUCUGUACUGGAAGAGACUCGCCGCGGAGAGCCGAAGCGUUCGGCCUCCAAUCCUCUUGCUACAGAUGAUCAUUCGCAAAACAGCGGCGCAAGAACCCGACCAGAAAUAUCUUGUCGAUCUACUUCCCUCUGUGCACGAAUGGGGGAGAGCAAUGAGUAUUGCGCGGCGAAAUGGCCACUCUUAUGAGGACUUGGCCUACUACAUGUAUAUCCUCGAAGGUAAAACGGAUGAUGUGCGAUGUGAAAGAUUUCUUGAACGCGAUUCCUUCAAGCCGCCUUUCAUUUUCCAUUUCCUUCUAAGAUCAUCGUCUCGAUUUACUAGCCUGGAGAACCUCAACCGUCUGAUUGAUUAUUGCAGCUCUUGGUAUCCAGCAGCGGCAAGCAAUGGACUAGACAAGACCAAAUCCAAAUUCUAUAUACCACCCAGGGGAGCGUUUGGAUCGGCGAAUUUCAACCUCAACAUGUCCCUGCUAGCACACCAUUGCAUUCGGCUCGACCCUAGGCUCAUCAUCAAACUCGCAGAUCUGGCCGUCCGGUAUAUCGAGGCCAUAGCGGAAUCAUCCCUGCCACAAGAAGAGAUCUAUCAAGCUCAAUGCGCUGUGUUUAAUUAUGGUCUCAAGCUACUUGGUUCAGACCACCGAAAGCGUACGGUCCAGCAGGCACUGCCUAAUUCGUUCUUUUGGGAAGCACAGAGGAUACUUCUCGCCGUGUCCUCCAAAUUGAAACGACAACUGCUUGUGGAUGCGGAGGGAUUUCGAGCCAUUAGAACAGUAUUAGCAGGCAUGCCUAAGAAUCACGUUGAGAUUCAUAGUUCUGUUAGGCACGCGUCUACGUGGCCCCCGUAUCUACGACCGGGAGACGGCAUGGACGAAGAAAUGGAUCCUGAAGACAACUGGAGGAUGUGGGAAGCCUCUAUUAGAGCUACGCGUAAUGCACACGAGGCAUGGGACAGAUUCCAAAGCCCCCCCAAAGCUGGGCUCAAGCGUGGCUUGGCGGAGUAUACUGCAAUGUUUGAAAAGCUGACGCAGAGAGAGGCAGACGAAAAUACAAGAGCUCUGCCCGGGGACCGGGCCCUGAACUUCCCUACUACACAGGAAGCCAAUCUCACUGAAUUCGAAAAAGCCAGAAUUCGCCCACCAAGCAUAUCUCAACUGUAUGAAAGGAUGCAGCUCGAUGGUAUCCGUCCUACAGGCAGCUGCCUUCAAAUUCUGGUGGCCAACACGGAAUCGAUGGAAAUGGCGCGAAGAUAUCUACAUGAUAGCGACGGAACUGGGGCCUUGUACCGUCUAAUGUCUCAGGAGAUGGAUGUACAAGCUCUAAAGAAAGUACCCAUAAGUCUCAUAUCAGCCUGUAUUCAAGUGAUGAUCCGGCAAGAGGGUAAACUAGCUAGGAAGUACAUGAUACGAGCUAUUGAACUGGCAGAGCAACGACUAGGGACCGACCGAACUCCACUGUCCGACUUCAUUUGGGGCACAAUUCUCAAACACCUAUCACAGCACCACUACGGCUUGAGGAUAGCUGUUCAUCAGCAACUCAAGCUGUCUCUUCAUAUCAUGAAGAAACUUGAUGGACCUUCUGGGAUUACGCUUCCCCAGUUUGUCCAAUUCAGCAAGACAAUGCGGAAAAUAGCCAAGCGCGAACUUGAACAGCUUUCUACGGAAAUGGAGUCAGGCUCGUUGACGAUAGAAAACCACGCCAUGUGGCCAUUAUAUGAUGAAAGGUCUAGGCAUAAGGAUGCUAUGCACUGGGACACAUUUGAUGACAAGUCAGGAGCCUUGGACUUGUUCCGUGCCUUGCGCUCUUCUGCUCUUCAAAUGAACGAGCUGUUUGACAAGCUUCUCUCGUACGAGAGAGAUUCCCGGCAGUUAUUGGGCGCGAAGAAACUGGAGCCAUUGGAAGGUAUGAUGUGGCGAAUGGACCCGGCUCGUAGCGAGCAUGCUUACGAAUACAUGCUCUCCUUGGCUUACCUGGGCGAGUUUCAGCAAAUGGCCAAGCUGCUGAGGUGGUUAAUUGAGGAGUGGGGGCAGCCCGGCAUUGUCCAAGCUCUGUCUGAGGCGGACGAACCGCCGCCAUAUGCUGACUUUGUUGAAACUCUAUGCGCCUUUCGACUCUUAGCCGAGCCGAUGCUCGAACGAGGAGAGGUGGAGUCCUUACGCGAAGCCAUUGGCACGGCCGGACUGAGUUGGUCGUGGCCUGACGAAGAGGCUGUGGAAGCUUACGCUCAAAUGCAAGAGGAUGAAUCCAUCAGUAUACUGGCGCGCGUAUUAGAGCGGGUGCGCUUAUCCUGGGCAGAUGCUGAGACGGAGGCCGGAAGGUGAAUGGCAAUAUUUAUCGGCCAGACUUUCAUAAGAGACGAGGAAUCUGUACAAUAUUUGGAACAUGAAGCAUGAGGCGAUGGCGUUUUUAAAGAAGGAACGGGCUUUCAAAGACUCUAUGAUAUGUAUAUACAGCCCGGAUGGAAAUAUCUGACGAACAGAAUAUAUAAACUGGAUUAUUACUCGCAGCUACUUGCUACAAA